Molecule: messenger RNA, 3028 nt
Organism: Cylas formicarius (sweet potato weevil)
Lineage: Eukaryota; Metazoa; Arthropoda; Insecta; Coleoptera; Brentidae
Product: protein bowel-like
Exons: 6
Coding region: 258-2153 (631 amino acids)
Biological process (GO): regulation of transcription by RNA polymerase II; embryonic pattern specification; embryonic hindgut morphogenesis
Cellular component (GO): nucleus
Molecular function (GO): RNA polymerase II transcription regulatory region sequence-specific DNA binding; DNA-binding transcription factor activity, RNA polymerase II-specific
Source: RefSeq, a predicted model, not a curated record
CCUGGCAAGUGCAUUCGUACCCGUAUUGGUCGGUACUACCUGUACUUCUCCUUGUCAACCGAAUUUACACUGUCGCGCGUCUCGCACUAUCGGGCGUCUAUUUUAGUUCAUUCGUUUGCCGUUAAAAUGGAUAUUACGCGAAAAAAGUGAUUGAGUGCUUAUGAACAGUGACUUCGUUUUGCACUUUAAACACUGGGGUGAUGUACGGUUUGUUUUGAAAUAAAUUUUGGACACUGCUGCCUAAAAGAUUGGGCGCGAUGCCCGAAACAGCCACCAGCACUGCUUCAGAUGAGCGCCCUCUGGCGCUCUCACGCCGCGAUUUCCCUUUGCCAUCUCCGGGAAGUUCCAAUAGAUCUUCCUCUGGGAGCCGAUUCGAAGGUCAGAUCCCCUACCAUCAUCAAGUACCUUUAACUCCGGCAAUGAGCCAUCACCGGGAAAGUUCAGCGUUCGUUCCCGUGGUCCCCUCUAGAAACAUGCAUCCCAUGCUGUACCCCGGAGAAAUUCAUCCACUUCUAGGGAUGGAGAAUCGUGAAAGAAGCGGAGAGAAUGCUAAAAAUAGUGAAGCAUCUCCGAUGCGCAAGUCUUCGUCAUCGUUCGACUUGAUGGCAAUGAUGGCUGACAAACGCAAAGAGCUCCAUCUUCGCGAGGAAGCGGCAUGCGUUGCCGCAGCGGCAGCUCACGCGGCAGCCCUCAUGCUUCCUCAUCGGCCCGGUCCUCCAGGUGCGAUGCUGGAGUCCCCCAAUGGAAGUCAGCCUCAUUCCUAUCCCGGAUUCCUGCCGACCAGUCCUGCGAAUUCGGCCAGCUUUACUUUCCCCGGAUCGGGAGCUUUGUUUCCUCCGGGGCCGCCACAAAUGCACGCCCAUCUCGAUAGACGAUUGUUGCGGGCUCCCGGCAGAGCGUCUAGACCGAAAAAGCAGUUUAUUUGCAAGUUUUGCAACCGGCAGUUCACCAAGAGUUACAAUUUGUUGAUCCACGAGAGGACCCACACGGACGAGAGACCGUAUUCCUGUGAUAUCUGCGGGAAGGCGUUCAGACGGCAGGAUCACUUGAGAGAUCAUCGAUACAUCCAUUCGAAGGAGAAGCCUUUCAAAUGCAACGAGUGCGGAAAAGGAUUCUGUCAGUCGCGAACGUUGGCGGUUCACAAGAUCCUCCACAUGGAGGAGUCCCCUCACAAGUGCCAAGUAUGCUCGAGAUCGUUCAACCAACGGUCCAAUUUGAAAACCCAUCUGCUCACCCACACGGACCACAAACCUUACGAGUGCAACAGCUGCGGCAAGGUGUUUAGACGGAAUUGCGAUUUGAGGAGACACGCUUUGACUCACGCUGUGGGAGAUGUUCCUGCUGAUGGGCUUGGCGAUGGUUUUAUUCCUGGCGGAGAUGAGGAUGGAGAAAGGAUGUCUCCCAGACCAAGAUCACCUUCACAAGAAUCAAGAGACGAUGGUAGUAUCCGAGUCUGCUCGCCAACUCCGGAACGAACCCAUUGCCACGAACCUCGUAGUACCUCGAGCCCAUACACUAUGCGUCCAUCAGUGAUAGACAAACUGGAUUACAGACAUGAAAUAGAGGACGACGAAGACGACGAUGAAGAUCCCGAGAUAGAUCCAGGUCAAGAAGACUGUCCGGAUGUGAUAAACGACCCGCCAGAACCCGUCAACAUCCGACCCGCCCCAUCGCCCAUGCCGCAACUCCAAAUCAGAAGAGACUUACUAGCAAAGCCGAGCACCGUAACCAGCAAAACUAUGGAGCACAACUUCCUCGGAGCGUUUAGAAAGCGCGGGUUCGACCAAGAUCGGCCCGGGUGUUCCACCAACCCAUUCCUUGGUUCCGCGAGGCCUAGGACGCCAUCCUAUUCGCACCAGCGACCGAUAACGCCGCCAAUGAAUCUCAGGAUGAAUAUUCAUCAUCAGUACCCAGCCCCCCAGAACCUUUCCAUGGUUCAAACUAUCGGAAUUCCUCCUACCAACGUGCUUAAACCACCCGACGGCUCACCGAUGAUGGGCGUACCGGGCCCGUCAAAGCCUAGUAUGGGCAACGUGUCACCCAGCAACAUUCCAAGUGAUUUGAGCAUGAAAAAGGAAGAAGUCCCCGCGGUAGCUCCGAGGCCUCCUCCGAAGAAGACUGGUUUUACUAUUGCAGACAUAAUGAGCAGAUAAUGUGACAUCCCACAUGGGUGAGUGCGAGAAUCAAUUCUAGGAGUUAUUUUUUCUGCGGAAAGUGGACAAUGAGAACUGGAGUGACAUUGACAUCAGUAUUUUAAUUGAUUGUAAAGUGAUAGUGUCCUAUAAGCUUUAUUGUUUUGAAACGUAGAGUAAGAAUUAUGAUUGUUUAUGUUCCUUUUUUACAAUUCCGUUUUCUUGUAGAUACAUUCUUUGUAGAUAUUUGAAAGGGACCGUUACUCGCAAUGUAAAUGAAAUAUUUCCAAAAAAAGUUGUUGGGGAAAAUGUAUUAAACGAGAGUGGCUGUUUUAAAUCAUAUGAUAUUGUAUUUGGUGUAUAUAGUAUAUUUACGUCGGGGUUUUCAACUUAUCGGUUUCCCUCGAUAUACAUAGGUACAAAAGCUCGUAAUUUAUUAAUUCUAAAUAGGGUUAUCAGCGUUGAGAAUGCACUUAUUCCACCUCGCAUGUUCGAGAUACAGUUACUUAAUGCUUGACCACGAAGCACAUGUUGCAUAGUGUGUAAUUUAAAUAAUGAGUGUUUUCCACGUGAUAUACGGAGUGAACAAAGUACUGCGGAUGUGUUUGAUCUGUUUAUAUUUGCGGACUCCGACUUGUUUUUGCGUUACUGUGUUAAAUUAAAAUUGCCUUACUUUCCUUACACCAAAAUGCAGUUUUAAUUUUCAUUUCAUUCCAAUAAUAGUGUAGUAGGUUCAUGAGCUUGUUUAUUACGUACUGUACACAAUGUUAAUACAAAUAGUGAAGAAUGUAUUGUACUUCUAGGUGUAAAUAUUUUUUCAUUGUUGUAAUUAGGUUAGCAGUUAUGAAAUAAUAGUUUUUGUCCAUUGAUUUUAAGAGUUUUUAUAAUGGAAUGUA